Peronospora farinosa is the source of this 423-nucleotide messenger RNA. The record is from the annotation of a GenBank genome assembly. NCBI's taxonomy places the organism in Eukaryota, Oomycota, Peronosporomycetes, Peronosporales, Peronosporaceae.
AUGAGCAAGAUUGCGCAAGCUUCCAAGGUGGUGUGGCACGUGGUGGAUGCCAAGGGUCAAGUGCUGGGGCGUCUAGCGUCGCAGCUUGCACCCAUUCUACGUGGCAAGCACAAGCCUACGUACGCACCCAAUGUGGACUGUGGAGAUUAUGUGGUGGUGAUCAACGCCAAAGACAUUGUGCUCACGGGAAACAAGUGGAACAAUAAGUUAUAUCGCUGGCACACGGGCCAUCCAGGUGGUCUCAAGCAGCGUACGGCCAAGGAAUUGUUUGAGCGUAAGCCCGAGGAAGUUUUGCGGAAGGCCGUGUUUGGCAUGCUGCCUCGAAACCGCAUGCGUGCGUUGCAGAACAAGAAACUCAAGAUCUUUAUGAAUGAGACACACGACUUUGUCGAGGAGGUGGGGGAGAACCCCGUUAUUCUGUAA